Miniopterus natalensis is the source of this 2534-nucleotide messenger RNA. It is a transcript of the gene PRELID3B, whose product is annotated as PRELI domain containing 3B. Gene Ontology annotation, cellular component: mitochondrial intermembrane space. The record is from RefSeq and is a predicted model, not a curated record. NCBI's taxonomy places the organism in Eukaryota, Metazoa, Chordata, Mammalia, Chiroptera, Miniopteridae.
GGCCUCUUUGCCUUUUUGCGCCGCCCGGACACCGCGCAGGCCGCCGGCACCAUGAAGAUCUGGACUUCCGAGCACGUCUUUGACCACCCGUGGGAAACUGUUACAACAGCUGCAAUGCAGAAAUACCCAAACCCUAUGAACCCAAGCGUGGUUGGAGUCGAUGUACUGGACAGACAUGUAGAUCCUUCUGGAAAGUUGCACAGCCAUAGACUUCUCAGCACAGAGUGGGGACUGCCUUCCAUUGUGAAAUCUCUGAUUGGUGCAGCAAGAACCAAAACAUAUGUGCAAGAACAUUCUGUAGUUGAUCCUGUAGAGAAAACAAUGGAACUUAAAUCCACUAAUAUUUCAUUUACAAAUAUGGUUUCAGUAGAUGAGAGACUUAUAUAUAAACCACAUCCUCAGGACCCAGAAAGAACUGUUUUGACUCAAGAGGCCAUCAUCACUGUGAAAGGAGUCAGCCUCAGUAGUUACCUGGAAGGGCUGAUGGCGAACACGAUAUCUUCCAACGCCAGUAAAGGCCGAGAAGCAAUGGAAUGGGUAAUACAUAAAUUAAAUGCAGAGAUUGAAGAAUUGACAGCUUCAGCAAGAGGGAGCAUAAGGACACCGAUGGCAGCAGCAGCAUUUGUAGAGAAAUGAUGAAAGUUGGUUACAACACCCAGUCCCCCGGAUCUCUACUAGCUGAUAUUAUAUUUAUUUGUUAUUUAAAAAACACAACUAUAUUUUAGGUAGAAUUUUUUUAAUAAGCCGAAGAAAGGCUAUGUGACUUGAUCAAAACAAGGAGGUACAGGGUUUCUAAAUAAAAGGGAACAUCUGAAAUUGUUAGUGUUUGAAAUGACUAUCGAGUUUUGAAGAUUCCAUAUUUAUGUGAAAAUUUUAACAAUUUUUGAAAAGUACUUGAAAAUUGGUGUUAGUAUAUUAAAUCUCCUUCAGGUUGAAUUGUAAAGCUUUUCAUGCAUUGGAACUCUACCUGGCUUGGACCAACACCAGGACAAAGCAGAACCACCUCUAAAUAGACAAAAUUGCUCUGCUGGGUAAACUUCAAGAGGGAUCUCACUUUCUAGGAGAAAUUGCAUAGUUUUAAAAGAUACCAAUUUGUAUAAAAUAACGUGCUCUGCUAUAAGCCACCAUUAAAAACCACAAUGUUUUAAUUUGGUACUUAAAUGACAUUUUUGGAGUGAAAAUUAUUACUCAAGUAAUAUAUAACUCUAUCAAAAAUGUGAUUUAUUCUAUCAAAGAGUACUGUAUUGAUUUGCCAAAGUUUUGUAACUAAGUAAAGGUAUUACCUUCCUUGGAUUUGUACUUUAUGACUUAGUUUGCUGUAUCGUGGGCUGGUUAUGUUAAGUGAAAAAAUAAAGUCAUUACUGGAAUUCUGCAGCACUCUAAACUUUCACAGAAGAGCAGCUGUUCACAUCUUUUAGCAUUUCACAUUUGCCUAACUUAUAAAUUGCCAUGUGUCAGAAUCAUGGUUCUGUAAUUGCUAAAACAUGAUCUGCCAGGUUCUUUGAAUUUAAUUACUUUUUGAAGUAAUUAUGACCACAAAACAUCUUUUUUACAUGAGGAGCUGUACAUCAUUUGAAAUUGCUCAAAUGAUGUCUUGAUCUUGAGGCACAAAUCCCAGGUACUUAAUGUUUUUAAUAAUACGUUGCCACUGCAGGAGGGCAGGGGCAGUGGGGAAGAAGAACCAUAAGGAGGAAAAAGCAUUGCCUAAACCAACCACUAUGUGAAUUGUUUUGCAGCUUUUAUUUAUGGAAAAUCCUCCUUUUGGGAGCCAAAGGGCUGCUGCACUCUGAAAAACAAUCCAGUAAAUGUAUUGUGUUUCAUAUUUUGUAGCAGUUCAUUAUCAACCAGUAAAUAAUAUCUUUGAUACUUGCCAUUGUUGCUUAGAGAGUAUUCUUGUUAAAAGGUGAUUAGCUCUUGCCGUUAUUUUACUUGCGUCAUGUUAUAAACUUCUAGUCAGGUUUCCUGUAAAAGCAACCAGGCAAUAUAUGUACAAAAACCACAGAAAUAGGAUACAAACUACUUAAAUAUUAGUGUUUUUCUACUUAUGAUAUUGUUUAGCUUAAGACUUCUUGGGGCAUUUGUAAAAGCAAGUGAAAUUCAAUAAGGUUUUUUAUUAUUUUUUGUAACCAAAAAUGGUUUUUACAAUUGAAAUAACAUUUAAGCUAAACAAAACAUGGCUAAAUACUGAUUUUUAAUAAAAAGUUGCCUUGUAUGACUUAUGUAAAUUAUACUUGUUCUGAAAAAGGUAUAAUGAAUGCCCUGAUGAUAAAAAAAAUUAACAAAUUUUAUUCUGUUCGAUUUUGUUUUACUCAGACCUAAUGAUAAAAUUACUAUUUUCCUUUCGGUUAAGUAGUUGGUAGUUUAUGGCUUUCACCUGUUAAAAUAUAAAUGCACAGCAAGCAGAUGUAUUUGAGAGGACUACACUGGAAGUAUUCAUAGAUUACUCUUGGACUAGGAGCAUCUUAUCCUAUUUAAUAUUAAAAGUGGAUCUACACUAAGAACUUUUCUUGUGUUAAUAAAAACUUUUAACUAUG